CUGGUGCGCAAGUGCAUGCUGCACAUCCCGGGCUCUGUUACUCGGGAAGAGAAGAUGGCGAUGGCUCCAGCAGCUGUGGUGGUUCCCGCCGAGUGGAUUAAGAACUGGGAGAAAUCUGGGAGAAGUGAGUUUUUGCGGUUAUGCCGGAUUCUCAGUGAAAGUAAAAGCCGCGACACUCUGGCUUGUAGAGAUUUUCAGCAAGCUCUCUAUGAGUUGUCAUACCAUGUCAUUAGAGGAACUUUAAAGCCUGAACAGGCAUCAAACGUUCUUAGUGACAUCAGUGAAUUUCGUGAAGAUAUUCCGCUUAUUCUUGCUGAUAUAUUCUGCAUCCUAGAUAUUGAGACGAACUGUUUAGAAGAAAAAAGUAAGAGAGAUCAUUUUACACAAUUGGUAUUAGCAUGUUUAUAUUUAGUUUCAGACACAGUUCUAAAGGAACGCUUGGAUCCGGAAACAUUGGAGUCAUUAGGCCUAAUCAAACAAUCACAGCAGUUCAAUCAAAAAUCAGUCAAAAUCAAGACGAAACUCUUUUAUAAACAGCAGAAGUUCAAUUUGUUAAGAGAAGAAAAUGAAGGUUAUGCCAAGCUGAUUGUUGAAUUGGGACAAGAUUUAUCUGGAAAUAUUACUAGUGAUUUAAUCUUAGAAAUUCUCAAAUCUUUAAUAGGAUGCUUCAAUCUGGAUCCCAAUCGAGUUUUGGAUAUCAUCUUAGAAGUGUUUGAAUGCAGGCCAGAACACCAUGAUUUCUUUAUAGCUUUAUUAGAAGCUUACAUGGGUAUGUGUGAACCACAAACACUGUGUCAUAUUCUUGGGUUCAAAUUCAAGUUUUACCAGGAACCAAAUGGUGAGACUCCAUCAUCCUUGUACACAGUUGCAGCAGUACUUCUACAGUUUAAUCUUAUUGAUUUGGAUGGUCUUUAUGUACACCUUCUUCCAGCUGAUACUUGCAUUGUGAAUGAAUACAAACGAGAAAUUGUGGAAGCUAAGCACAUUGUUAGGAAACUUACAAUGGUUGUAUUGCCUUCUGACAAAAGUGAUGAACGAGAGAAAGAAAAGAAAAAAGAUGACAAAGUAGAGAAGGCAUCUGACAAUCAAAAACUUGGUUUGUUGGAAGCUUUGUUAGUUAUUGGUGAUUGGCAGCAUGCACAGAGUAUUAUGGAUCGAAUGCCUCCGUACUAUGCAGCAUCACAUAAAGUAAUAGCCCUUGCUAUUUGCAAUCUUAUACAUAUAACUAUUGAGCCUCUUUACCGAAGAGUUGGUGUUCCAAAGGGUGCUAAAGGCUCACCUAUCAAUGCUUUACAAAACAAGAAGUCGCCAAAGCCAGUGGAGAGCUUUGAAGACUUAAGGAGAGAUGUUUUCAGUAUGUUCUGCUAUCUUGGUCCUUACCUUUCUCAUGAUCCCAUCUUAUUGGCAAAGGUUGUGCGCAUAGGCAAGUCAUUUAUGAAGGAAUUUCAGUCUGAUGGGAAACAAGAAAAUAAAGAGAAGUUGGAAGUUAUCUUUAGUUGCUUGCUUAGCAUUACUGACCAGGUACUCCUUCCAUCUCUCUCUUUAAUGGAUUGCAAUGCGUGUAUGUCAGAGGAACUAUGGGGAAUGUUUAAAACAUUUCCUUAUCAGCAUAGAUACCGAUUAUAUGGUCAGUGGAAGAAUGAGACUUACCACAGUCACCCACUUUUAGUAAAAGUUAAAGCCUAUACAGUAGACAGAGCCAAGUACAUCAUGAAGCGUCUAACCAAGGAAAAUGUGAAGCCUUCAGGGAGACAAAUUGGGAAACUGAGCCACAGCAAUCCAACCAUUUUGUUUGAUUAUGUCUUGUCACAAAUACAGAAGUAUGAUAACUUAAUAACACCUGUGGUAGAUUCAUUGAAAUAUCUGACUGCGUUGAAUUAUGAUGUUUUGGCCUAUUGUAUUAUCGAAGCUUUAGCUAACCCAGAAAAAGAAAGAAUGAAGCAUGAUGACACAACCAUCUCAAGCUGGCUUCAGAGUCUGGCUAGUUUUUGUGGAGCAGUUUUUCGUAAAUACCCUAUUGAUCUGGCUGGUCUUCUUCAGUAUGUAGCCAAUCAAUUAAAGGCAGGCAAAAGCUUUGAUUUGCUUAUAUUGAAAGAAGUGGUACAAAAAAUGGCAGGAAUAGAAGUUACUGAGGAAAUGACAGCAGAGCAGCUGGAGGCCAUGACUGGUGGGGAGCAACUGAAAGCUGAGGGUGGAUAUUUUGGCCAGAUAAGAAACACUAAAAAAUCUUCUCAGCGAUUGAAGGAUGCGCUACUGGACCAUGAUCUUGCCCUUCCUCUUUGUUUGCUUAUGGCUCAGCAGAGGAAUGGGGUGAUCUUUCAGGAAGGUGGAGAGAAACAUUUGAAACUUGUAGGAAAGUUGUAUGACCAGUGUCAUGAUACUUUGGUACAGUUUGGUGGGUUUUUAGCAUCAAAUUUAAGCACAGAUGAUUACAUAAAGAGAGUGCCUUCGAUUGAUGUGCUGUGUAAUGAAUUUCAUACACCCCACGAUGCAGCCUUUUUUCUGUCUAGGCCAAUGUAUGCACACCAUAUUUCAUCAAAGUAUGAUGAACUUAAGAAGUCAGAAAAGGGUAGUAAACAGCAGCAUAAAGUUCACAAGUACAUUACAGCAUGUGAGAUGGUGAUGGCUCCUGUCCAUGAAGCAGUGGUCUCCUUACAUGUUUCCAAAGUAUGGGAAGAUAUCAGCCCUCAGUUCUAUACCACAUUCUGGUCUCUGACAAUGUAUGACCUUGCAGUUCCACAUACCAGCUAUGAACGAGAGGUUAAUAAACUUAAGAUCCAGAUGAAAGCAAUUGAUGACAAUCAAGAAAUGCCUCUGAAUAAAAAGAAAAAAGAGAAAGAGCGCUGCACUGCCCUUCAGGACAAGCUUCUUGAAGAAGAAAAGAAGCAAAUGGAGCAUGUACAGCGAGUUCUACAGAGACUAAAGCUGGAAAAGGAUAACUGGCUCUUAGCAAAAUCUACUAAAAAUGAGACCAUCACAAAGUUUCUCCAGUUGUGUAUAUUUCCUCGAUGUAUUUUUUCAGCAAUCGAUUCUGUUUACUGUGCUCAUUUUGUUGAGUUGGUUCAUCAGCAGAAGACUCCAAAUUUCUCCACACUUCUCUGCUAUGACCGAGUUUUCUCUGAUAUAAUUUACAUGGUUGCUAGCUUUACUGAAAAUGAAGCUAGUCGAUAUGGGAGAUUUCUUUGCUGCAUGUUAGAGACUGUGACUAGAUGGCAUAGCGACAGGUCCACCUACGAGAAGGAAUGUGGGAACUAUCCAGGGUUCCUUACUAUAUUACGAGCAACUGGAUUUGAUGGUGGAAAUAAAGCUGAUCAGUUAGAUUAUGAGAAUUUUCGACAUGUUGUCCAUAAAUGGCAUUAUAAACUAACCAAGGCAUCAGUACACUGCCUGGAGACAGGCGAAUAUACUCAUAUCAGGAAUAUCUUGAUUGUGCUAACAAAAAUACUGCCGUGGUACCCCAAAGUUUUAAAUCUGGGUCAGGCAUUGGAAAGAAGAGUGCAUAAAAUCUGUCAAGAAGAGAAAGAAAAGAAGCCAGAUCUGUAUGCACUAGCAAUGGUUUACUCUGGGCAGCUGAAAAGUAGAAAGUCACACAUGAUUCCUGAAAAUGAAUUUCAUCACAAAGAUCCUCCUCCGAGAAAUGCUGCUACAAGUAUGCAAAAUGGUCCUUGUAGUGGGCUGCAGUUGUCUAUAGGAAGUAUAUCAAAGUCAGAUGAGAGCAGUACUGAGGAGACUGACAAGGCCCGGGAAAGGACUCAGUGUGGUGUGAAAGCUCUUAGUAAAGUUUCUAGCACCACACCAAAAGGGAAUUCAAACAAUGGAAAUAGUGGCUCCAAUGCCAAAGCUGUUAAGGAAAAUGACAAAGAGAAGGGCAAAGAGAAAGAAAAAGAGAAAAAAGAAAAGACUCUAACUGUUACUCCAGAGACUAGGGUGCUUGGUAAAGACAAUAAAGAAAAACCCAAGGAGGAACAGCCAAAUAAAGAUGAAAAGAUACGAGAGACCAAGGAAAGAAUGUCUAAAUCUGACAAAGAUAAGGAAAAAUUAAAGAAGGAGGAAAAAGCUAAAGAUGAGAAAUUCAGGAUCAUUGUCCCCAAUGUAGAAUCAAAAUCCUCUCAAGAAAGAGAAAAAGAGAAAGAGCCAUCCAAAGAAAGAGACUUAAUAAAGGAGAUAAAAUCAAAAGAAAAUGUUAAAGGAGGAGAAAAAACACUACUUUCUGGGUCCUUGAAAUCACCUAUUUCCCGAACAGAUAAUUUAGAGCCCGAAAGAGAAAAACGUCGCAAGGUUGAUUCCCAUCCUUCUCCAUCACAUUCUUCCACAAUAAAAGACAGUCUCAUCAAACUCAAGGAGUCUUCAGCAAAGCUCUACAUCAACCAUGCUCCACUACCAUUGUGUAAGAGUAAGGAGAGAGAAACGGACAAGAAAGAUUUGGAUAAGUCAAGAGAAAGAUCCAGAGAAAGAGAGAAAAAAGAUGAAAAGGACCGGAAAGACCGGAAAAGGGAUUAUUCAAACAAUGACCGGGAAGUGCCCUUAGACUUGGUCAAAAGGCGGAAAGAUGAAAAUGGAAUAUUGGGGAUUUCAAAACACAAAAGUGAAAGUCCCUGCGAGUCUCCUUAUCCAAGUGAAAAAGAGAAAGAAAAAACUAAGUCAAAAUCCUCAGGCAAAGAAAAAGGUGAUUGCUUUAAACCUGAAAAGAUGGAUAAGCUAUCCAGUGGGAAGAAGGAGUCUGGACAUGAUAAAGAGAAGGUAGAGAAGAGAGAGAAGUGGGAGGGCUGUGGAGAUAAGGAAGACAAGAAGCAUCAUAAGUCCUCAGACAAGCACAGAUAAUGCAGACUUCCAGCCAACAGUGGUUCCCCGGCCAAGGCUGCCAGAGCUCUGUGUCACUCAAAACUUAAUUAGGAGCUUCUGGUGCUGUCCAUCUUACGAGAAUCUGCUUACAUCAGAAGAUGAAUGUGCAUCACCAUCCUCUUGAGACAUUUCAAAGUCACUGGUUUUCAGAACAUUAUUUUCACCUUCAGGCAGUUUCUUGCAGCAAGAUCCCUGUGCGUACAUUUUUUUUUUUUUUUUCUUGAAAUAACAACACCCAGAAACAGCAUCUAUGAAAUUUCACCAGCUGAGUCUUGGAUCACCCUUAGACAGGGCCUGCUGUGCAUUUACCAGUAUAUAAGAAGUAUGCUAUGGUGAGUUGUUGAAGUUACUGUUCUACUGUCAUAGAGUGAUUUAAUACUAGUUACAG
Phodopus roborovskii (desert hamster) is the source of this 5230-nucleotide messenger RNA. Its product is annotated as THO complex subunit 2. Gene Ontology annotation, biological process: mRNA export from nucleus; mRNA processing. Gene Ontology annotation, cellular component: THO complex part of transcription export complex. The coding region runs from base 16 to 4821 and encodes 1601 amino acids. Gene Ontology annotation, molecular function: mRNA binding. NCBI's taxonomy places the organism in Eukaryota, Metazoa, Chordata, Mammalia, Rodentia, Cricetidae. The record is from RefSeq and is a predicted model, not a curated record. The transcript has 2 exons.